AUGAAAUAUAGAUUCUCAUAUUUUAUUCUGAACUUGGCAUCAGCAGCAGAAGAAGCUUAUCGAAAUUAUACAGUUGACACCAAUCCACCUGUAGAAUACUUAAAUGCAAAACUACUAAUAACAGAUGAUGAUAUCCGAGGAAUGGGAGAUGAUGCACAAAAAUUCAUGGAAAACUUCCAGUACCUUCGUGUUGAGGAUCGCCCUGAAUAUGGCAUGACCAGGGUUAAUUUGAGUCUUAGCACAAUCCACGUGCCAACUUACGUCUAUCACAAAACUCUUGAUGUUUUAAAUGGUGUUCAGUGGACAGAGGCCUUGGACAAGACUUUCAAGGAAAACAAAGAAAAUGAUUCUGACUUAUCAUGGCAAUAUUUUGGUAGUGCAGUCGGUUUUAUGAGGGUGUACCCAGGAAUAAAAUGGCCAUUAAAUAAUGAUGAUCGUAUUGACUUAUAUGAUUGCCGACUACAAGGAUGGUACAUUCAAGGAGCUGCCGCCCCUAAGAAUGUCAUCAUUCUACUGGAUUCCAGUGGCAGUAUGACAGGUUCACGUAUGAUCAUAGCACAGAGUACAGUAAAUAAAAUUUUGGAUACCCUCACUGUCAAUGACUACUUUAACAUCAUUCAGUUUGAUGAUGAGCCAAGAUAUGUUGACAGCUGCUUCAACCGAACACUCGUAGCUGCUAACUUGGAUAACAGAUUACGAUUAAAAAAGGCCAUAAAAUAUAAUGAAACAUCCAACAUAGCAAACUUCGAGAAAGCACUCAAAGAAGCCUUCAUGUUAUUUUCAGAUCAAAAUAAAAUCAACAAUGAGACGUGUUGUAAUAAAGCCAUCAUGUUAGUCACAGAUGGGGCCCCAGAGAAUUAUGAAUGGAUUUUCAAUAAGUACAACUGGAAACCCAAUUCAACUACAAAGCGUAAUGUCAAUGUGCGAAUAUUCCCAUAUCUAAUUGGAAGAGAAGUUUCUGACAAUCGACAACUAAGAUGGAUGGCUGGUGCAAAUAAAGGUUUCUACACUCACAUAUCCACACUGGCUGAUGUCGAAGAACAUGUGCAGAAUUAUGUAAAAGUUCUCAGUCAACCCCUUGCCAAACCAUCUGCUCAUACGCACAUAAUGUGGACACCAGUUUAUGCAGAUUUUAUUGCUCCAAAAACAACAGAACAGAAUAUGCGACUGGUCACAUCAGUAUCCAUGCCAGUAUUUAAUACCAAAAAUACAUCUAAUGAUGAUUAUAAAUUAUUGGGUGUUGCAGGAACAGAUGUCCCAAUAGAACAAAUCUAUAAUUUGCUUCCAAAACAUGCAAUAGGAGUCCAUGGAUAUGCAUUUGCAAUUACAAAAAAGGGAUACGUUUUAUUCCAUCCAGAUUUUCGACCUUUCGAAAAUGGUGAAUUGAAAACAAACUAUAACAGCGUUGAUUUAACAGAAGUGGAACUCACAACAAAUGUUAGUGAGGUGAAAAUUCUGGAAACAGCUAUGGUUGAUGGGCACCAUGGAAGUAUUUCUAUGAAUGUUGUUAAACAUGAUAAUUUUAUCCGUGUAGCGAAACGAAGGUACCACUACUAUUAUAACAACAUAGCAGGAUUUCCUUUCAGUUUAGCCCUGGUGUUUCCAGAAAAAUAUGGAAAUUUCAAAAUAAGUAUUCCAAGUCAAAAGCAAAAUCAAAGGGGUAUUAGUCUAAGAAAUAAAACCUUCCGCCUUUCCAGAUGGAAAUACUGUGAAAACCAAGAUGAAUCUAAUAUGUUAUCUAUGUACAAGAGCAUAAUAAGAUCAAGGAACUCCAACAAAUGUGACAAAGAUCUUGUUCAACUCCUGGUAUUUGAUGCUGAGACUGUGGUUGAAGCAACAAAAAGGUCCAAACGUGAUAAAAAAGAAGCAAUGAGGAAAGGGGUUGAAAUUGUUUUUGUUGGCACUUCUUCUGGUUUCUUCCUCUAUGAACAAUUUGUUGAUUAUCUAACAGAUGAGACAUUUUUGAGUGGUAUGCAGGAUACAAUCAACAGCCCUUACUAUGAACAGGCCGUGGAAGUAGGUCGAGCCAAAGAUGAUCAACGAUGCUAUGAUAUGGCCAAGGAAACAUAUACUUAUUCAGUUCCUGUGAAUACCGAUAUUAUCAAGAAAAGACAAGUUUAUGACUACAUGAACCUUAAUAUCACUGCAGUUACUGUCAGCGUCCCAAUUAUCAUAUGUGAUAAUGCAAGAAAUUAUAUAGUGUCUGCUGUUAGUGGCUACCAAAUGCCUUUCCACAAGUUUGAUGAACUUGUUAGUGAAACUUUUGGAUGUCCAGAUGGAAAAUUCUGUCCAAUAUAUAACAGUGAUAACUCAAAUUACACAGUUUUCUUGAUUGAUCACAAUGGCAUUAUUAUAGCAUCUAGCACAAAAACAACGGUGGGCUUGUUCUUAGGCAACACCUUUGAGCCAAUUGUGAUGGAGAAACUGUGGGACAUGGGAGUGUACAAAGAGUAA
Acanthosepion pharaonis is the source of this 2454-nucleotide messenger RNA. NCBI's taxonomy places the organism in Eukaryota, Metazoa, Mollusca, Cephalopoda, Sepiida, Sepiidae. The record is from the annotation of a GenBank genome assembly.